AUGCUUACAAGACUCUGGAUCGAAGGCAUCACUGACCCAACAGGCAGCAUGAUGGAGGCACAACCGUUGUGGAUGGAAGAUUCUGUUACAAAUCAUCCAUCAGUCAUCCAUCUCAGCCGAUGUACGGGAUGCUCUACGUCACAUAUUCCCCUACUCCCCUACUUUGGUGGUGAUGCUUACCAUGCUCCCGGCCUGGGUGGUGAUGCUUACCAUGCUCCCGGCCUGGGUGGUGAUGCUUACUAUGCUCCCGGCCUGGGUGGUGAUGCUUACUAUGCUCCUGGCCUGGGUGGUGAUGCUUACCAUGCUCCCGGCCUGGGUGGUGAUGCUUACCAUGCUCCUGGCCUGGGUGGUGAUGCUUACCAUGCUCCCGGCCUGGGUGGUGAUGCUUACCAUGCUCCUGGCCUGGGUGGUGAUGCUUACCAUGCUCCCGGCCUGGGUGGUGAUGCUUACCAUGCUCCCGGCCUGGGUGGUGAUGCUUACCAUGCUCCUGGCCUGGGUGGUGAUGCUUACCAUGCUCCCGGCCUGGGUGGUGAUGCUUACCAUGCUCCUGGCCUGGGUGGUGAUGCUUACCAUGCUCCCGGCCUGGGUGGUGAUGCUUACCAUGCUCCCGGCCUGGGUGGUGAUGCUUACCAUGCUCCCGGCCUGGGUGGUGAUGCUUACCAUGCUCCUAGCCUGGGUGGUGAUGCUUACUAUGCUCCCGGCCUGGGUGGUGAUGCUUAA
This is a messenger RNA of Procambarus clarkii (red swamp crayfish), 720 nucleotides long. The record is from RefSeq and is a predicted model, not a curated record. Lineage: Eukaryota; Metazoa; Arthropoda; Malacostraca; Decapoda; Cambaridae.